UAAGUCUCUCGGUUUCGCUGGCAGGCUACGGAAGACAACUGAACAAUACCAGUGAUUAUAUUAAUCUCCAGCUGUAACUAACUGAACAGCCGGUCUUUGAAAUUAUUUCACAGCCCGUCGGUAUCUGCUACACUUGCUCCCCAGUUUUUUUAAAAAAAGACUUUAACUCGCCGUGUUCAAAUUUUCGGCGGAAUAAAUAACGGAUAAAUAAAGCGAAAUAACGGACACGGUUUGGGUGAAAUGUGUGGUGUUUCAUACUGUCUUUUGAGGAGGGUGUCCGACACAGAGCUGUAGUUUCUCUUCAAGAGGCGAGGAAUGCAAUCUGAGCAUCAAUGUUUCACUGGGGCAAGUGGAAGAAGAGGAUGGGAGCCAAUAGUUCUUCAAAGAGACCAGUUUUCGACGAAAAGGAAGAUGUGAACUUUGACCACUUCCAGAUAUUGCGGGCCAUCGGGAAAGGGAGCUUUGGAAAGGUAUGCAUUGUGCAAAAGAGGGACACGGAGAAGAUGUACGCCAUGAAGUACAUGAACAAACAGCAGUGCAUAGAGAGAGAUGAGGUCCGAAACGUCUUUAGAGAGCUUGAGAUCCUACAGGAAAUUGAACAUGUUUUUUUAGUAAAUCUCUGGUACUCCUUUCAGGAUGAGGAGGACAUGUUCAUGGUGGUGGACCUCCUGCUGGGAGGAGACCUCCGCUACCACCUGCAGCAGAGCGUCCAGUUCACCGAGGACGCUGUCAAACUCUACCUCUGUGAGAUGGCACUGGCACUGGACUACCUGCAGAGCCAGCACAUCAUCCAUAGAGAUGUCAAGCCGGACAAUAUCCUGCUGGAUGAGAAAGGUCACGCUCACUUGACAGACUUCAACAUUGCAACAAUAAUAAAGGAUGGAGAGAGAGCCACAGCCUUAGCUGGAACCAAGCCCUACAUGGCCCCAGAGAUCUUCCAGUCCUUUGUAAGUGGAGGGACGGGCUACGCCUUUGAAGUAGACUGGUGGUCACUAGGGGUAACAAUCUUCGAAGUCCUGCGUGGAUGGAGGCCCUAUGAUAUCCAUGCCAGUAACUCAGUGGAGUCCCUGAUUCAGCUCUUCAGUACAGUCAGUGUGCAGUACAGCCCAGCCUGGCCUAAGGACCUGGUUUCCCUCUUGAGGAAGCUCCUGACAGUGAACCCAGAACAUCGUUUCUCCAGUGUGUCUGACAUGCAGACAUCUCCCUACCUCGCUGACGUCAACUGGGACGCAGUAUACGAGAAGAAGAUGGAGGCUGGAUUUGUUCCUAAUAAAGGUCGCCUCCACUGCGACCCCACCUUUGAGCUGGAGGAGAUGAUCCUGGAGUCACGUCCCCUUCACAAGAAGAAGAAGAGGCUGGCCAAGAACCGGUCUCGAGACAACAGCAAGGAUUCGCAAUCUGAGAAUGACUACCUACAGGAGUGCCUUGAAGUGGUGCAGCAAGAGUUCAUGAUCUUCAACCGUGAGAGAUUGAAAAAACGUCAGGAGGAGGGGCAGUCAGAGGCCAGGGGCGAUGAUGCCAGUGGAGACGGGGACGGAGAGGCCGAAGCCGGGGCCACCGAUGAUGACGCACCUGAGCCGGAACCCGAUCCCGAUCCCGCUCCCGAGCCGGAGCCCGAGUCCUCCUCCAAGCUGAGCAUGUGCGGCUCGGUCUGCUCCUCCCCUGGCAGCUGCUAGCACCACCUCGCCUCACAGUGACGAUCAGCGGUCUCUCUGACCGCUGCAGUGCUUGUGCCAUGCCAAUAGAUACGUUCUCACCUCUCUCCUCUGUUGUAGCUAGGAGAGGAGGAAACGCACAGCAGGGCAACUUGAAGCACAGCAGGACCUAAAAUGGCUCCCACCAUUUCUCUUAUCUUUGGUUUUUUUUUUCUGUAGCAUCCUUCCGGUAAGGCAUGAAUGAAGCAGAUUUCCAGAUUCCCCACCUACUGUAUCUGCCCGCCCUAGAGUAAGCUCUGUUACUUCUAUGCAAUGUUACUGUAUAGCAUGACAAAUAAGGUAUCACUUACUAGGUGUUGUUCAGGAGCAGAAAGCUCCACGAACAUGACGACAUCCCGAGCAAUAGCAGUCCACGGUUUUUUUGUGGGGUUGGUGGUUUUGGUGGAGACACCUCCCCUCUCAGCCUUCCUGUUUAAAGUCUGAUGGGGACGACUGAAUUAUUCAGCACAUGCAGGCACUCAGUUUAUGUUAUUGCCUGUGUCUUCUUCCCUCAGCCCUCUUCCCCUCAGCCUCUUUCAUGUAACGCGUGCCCUAAUUCGGAAAAAGUGUUUUUUUACUCUCUCCCGGAGCGCCUUCCUCCUGUUGCAACACCUUUGCGAGACACUUUUACAGUAAGUGUUCAUGGCUGUUCUCAGUCUGCCAAGACAGUGCGUCUGGUUUCAUGUUGUAAACCUGUUUAAAGUGGUGCCUGUUGAUGAUAAUCAGUACUUGUUAAUCACAUUGUAGCCAUGAAUGCAUUAUAGGCCAGAAUGCCAGUUUAAUUUUCCUUUUUAAAGGUUAGCCAAUGAUUCUUUUUUCCCCACGCUUUUUUAGGAUGACGAGAUUCUGCACUUUAUGGGAAAUCAGUGCAGCAGUCAGAACGAAAGGUUUUGCUUGUCACUGUCUCUGAAAUGCUUACCACGACCCAGUAUUUUAGCCCUGCGCCAUGCUCUGGUUCAAAGAGCGUUCUGAAACUCUGCUCUGGGGAAUAAAUACCAAUCAGCAACAAUCACAUCCUUUAAUAAUCUAUUAGAAAACUCUGUUUGCUUCACUAGACAUCAUCAUCACUUUAAGUGCUCUGUUAGUACAAAGAUCAUCUCCCUGUAGUUUGUUUUUGGGCUGUACCUAAAUGUGUAGCUGUGCCCUGUUGGUACUUCAAAUUGUAUAUCUGAGCUAGUCUAUUACUGUCAUCGUGAUAGUGGUACAUUUAAGGUGGCACCAUUAAUCUCAGUCUGAACACCUGGGAACAUGUAGCAAAAGUCCACCUUAAAACCCUAAGGCCUAAUAAAAUGAAAACCAUGUAAAUAGCAUAAAGUGUAGGUAAUUAAACUCACCACAGUUUUAUGUGGGACUGCGAACUCGACAUAUAAACUAAAGGAAGAGCUGUGUGAAGCUUCACACUGCUUCAUUCUUCUCUUCUUUUCAAGUGUGCAGGCACAACUUGUAGGCAAAAUAUGCCAAAGCUUUUCUACCAUUUGCAUAACCAUUUCUAAGGAACUAUGAGUGUGUGAAUGUAUCGUAUGUCUCUUUUUCCCAGUAUAACAUGAAGUCAGUGUUCCUUCUGCAAGUGAAAUAUCAUUUAUACGAUCAUAUUGUGAUUAUGUAUAAAGUAUAUAUUUCAGGUAAGGGGGGUGACCUCAAAGUAAUAGUUUUUGGAAGUACGCCUAUUUGCUGUCUUUAGAAUGAAAAAAGAAGAUUGAUACCACCUCUCCAAGUAGGGAGCUGGAGCUGAAGGGCCAUCAUCCUAGCUUAACAUAAAGACUGGAAGCAGGGCAGAGCAUGUACCAGGGCCCUUAAAGCUCACUGAUUAACACAGUGUAUCUUGUGUGUUUAGUCCACACACAAACAGUAAUGUAGAAAGGACAAUUUCAGGAGAAUUCACAGGCCAGGUUAGUUCUCAAGGAGAGAGACUCUCAAAGGACUACAGGGUGUUAGCUGUGUGAAAGACCACGGUAGCCGAAGGCAUCGUCAGGCUACAUUUAUAUAGUGUUCUUACAAACUGGGCUGCAUGUACUUUGAUCUUAUACUGAGGUGAAAACCACAGUUCAGAAUGCUUUCAGCAUAACAUAAGUUACUUCAUCAUUUCUGGAUUGAAUGUAGUUUACUCUCAGUGUUAAAUGUGAGGGGUGCCCAGUAAAACACUGGCCAAACGUCUGAUAAUGAAGCACAGCUUUAAUUCUGGUGCGUUGUUAUUUAGGUAAGAUCAUUUUAAUCGUCUCAGUGUACUGUAAACAUUUUACAAUACUUAAUGAAAACUCAUAGCAUUAACAAAUAUACAACAAAUGGUGAUCUGCAGUAUAUGGUACAUAUUUGAUAGUAGAUUGACAGCUUCACGGUGGCUUGUUUAUUGUCUUAAUGGUAGUUUGAUGGAGGGUUCAUAUCAGUCAGACCGGGUCAUUAGCUUGGCAUCUGUUGACAGUUGAACUUAAAAGUCCAAGUGAUUUUCAUAGAGGAACAUCCUCUUAGUGGCUGUAUCCCCUUAUGUAAUGUAUAUAUUCUAAAUUAAGUUGUUUUAAGAUGCUCAGAAUAUUCAAAAAGGUUUUCCCAUUAAUUCUCCAAGGUUGUAUUAAUUACAUGUGGUGUGUUAUAUGCUGGUGUGCUGAUGUUAACCACUGGUAAACGAAGCAGUAAAUAUGCUCUCAGAUCAGCUUGCUAGCAUUAGUGCUAGCAUCUGUGGUAGCAAUCUUCUCAUCUUACGAAAACAAAUGGGCGUACUUCCCAAAAUGUAGAACUAUUUCUUUAAACACUAUACAUUAUGAUUAGAUUAAGAAGCUUCUUUAAAGGGAUAUAAAGUGGCAUCUUCCAAGUUUGCCAAACGAUAUGAUGAAUUUAAUAGCAACAAGCCCUGUACUUUAUUUGCAUGUACCUUUACAGUAUAAGCCUGUUUUUGCCAAAGCCUUGAGCUUGAGCCUUACUGGCUGAUUUGUGCAUGCAAAAGCUUUUGGUAAUAGCAUACCUCGAUACUCACCUGAUUAUUGACACAGUCUAAAUCAGAGCAUAACUGACCUGCGUGACUGUUUCUUGACAGUGAGUUUUGUGAACUUUAAACUGUACAAAAUCGUAUAAUCCCAGUGUUAUAUGGACGGCAUGAUAUUUUUAGAUGAUAUGCAGUACCUUUUGGCAUCCUGUAGGUUGUCUUAAUGCUCUUUUCAAGUAUACAGGCUCGUACCAUCGCUGUAUGAGUGGAAUGAGGUCAGCAGCUACGUGUGAUGCUUCGCCGUGGGUUAAGUGUUGCGUUAUUGUCUGUGCAGCAAAGGAAGAAGAAAUUGGAACUGGGGCAGGUUUUCACUUCACCCCAACACAGAAUUUGCUGCAUUAUUAAAACACUGAAUGUCUCCAUUUGUGGAAAAGAAAGCUCAGCUAUUUCUAAGACUCAUUAAAUGAGACUACACACCGUCAGAAUCAACAUAGGCUUGAAAUGGAUGUGUAAUUAUAUGUUAAUCAUUUGUAAAUGGAUAAAAAAAAAUGAUUUUGACAGUUAAUUUAAGUGUAGCUUUUCUCUAAGUUACAAUACUAAUCUGCGGUUUUGGCAUUUGCUCCUUGAUAUCAGUGAUCAUUCCUAAUUGGACUGUGCUUGCAAACCCUCCUGACAUGUUCCUUUGUGUGUUAAUGUUCUGGAUGCUGUUAGGUGUUUCAAAAAAAGGCAUUGUGCUAGUGUUUGACCGGCAACAGCAUGUCUCCUAUUCAGCCGUUUCCUGAGUGAUGCUCUCCAGGCGUACCAUACUGUAGACGUCUUACCUCUGUGGAUACAGUUUGAAGCUCAGUGGCCUGUUGAGGAAACAAGUCAAGAAGAAAAUGUGAUUUAUGUCACUUCUUUUCCUCCUUGU
Toxotes jaculatrix (banded archerfish) is the source of this 5521-nucleotide messenger RNA. Its product is annotated as serine/threonine-protein kinase 32C-like. The transcript is spliced from 12 exons. The record is from RefSeq and is a predicted model, not a curated record. The coding region runs from base 333 to 1676 and encodes 447 amino acids. Gene Ontology annotation, molecular function: G protein-coupled receptor binding; G protein-coupled receptor kinase activity; ATP binding. NCBI's taxonomy places the organism in Eukaryota, Metazoa, Chordata, Actinopteri, Toxotidae. Gene Ontology annotation, biological process: G protein-coupled receptor signaling pathway; protein phosphorylation; regulation of signal transduction.